UUCUCCAACUUAACUUUGACUUUGUACAUUUAUCCAGAGGUAAAGCGUGAACUCGACAAGAGAUGCUGUCCGUAGCGUGGCGUUGUUAAGUCUUAAUUUUUUUUUUGAGUUCAGAUUUGGGCUACUGUUUAAACUGUUUCCACCAGCUGUUUUUUUUCUGCAUGUUAAAGAUGAAAGGAUUUCGUUCAUUCCAAAUCCAUUGGGAUGGUUUUGAUACAUGAAUCUGGCAACCCUGGCUGUGCACAUGUCCAAAUGACACCGAGGCACAGUUGAAGUCUCAGUAAAAGAUCUUCAGGGUUAUCCGGGCAGUCUACAGUAACCAGACCAAACUGGACCCCCAAUACUCCAUACUGAGUGGUCCGAACUCUGAAGUUUUGCUUUCACUUAUCCACUGCUAUAAAUGAGUGUUUUAGAAAGAAAGAUCAGGGCUGGGGUGCACACCAGAACCCAUACAGAAUGUCCUGGAUCAACGGCUUCCUAGUGGCCAGAGUGGACGAUCGUAAGACCGCUUGGGGAGAGCGCAAUGGCAAGAAGUCCAAGCGCAAGGUUGGCUCCUCUCUCUGCAAUCCACGCUACAUGAGCUGCCUGCGGGACGUGGAAGCCAUGGAGCCUCCUCCCCAGCCAGCACACUCCCAGGCCACCCGGUCCGGAGGAGGGGGCAUGGGAGGUACGGGCGGGGGCAACUUUGGUAUACGCUGCGGAUGGCAGGAAGACCACUACGGGAAAGCAGGGGGAGGGGGGGAAGGGGUGGGGCUUAAAUCUGUCGACCUAGGCUUUGAGGAUGGCGACGUCAAGGGGCGGAAAGGGGUCCGUUCGGGUUGCGACGGCUCGAGCGACGACACGGCCAGCGGAGCGGGGUCGGUGACGGCGGCGGACUGCUGGGACAGGGUGGUACGCGUGUUCCAGUCCAAGAAGUUCCAGUCUCGCAAGCUGGAGCGUCUCUACCAGCGAUACUUCUUUAGGCUGAACCAGAGUUCCCUCACCAUGCUGAUGGGCGUAUUGGUGAUCGUCUGCGGGGUCAUGCUUACCUUUCAUUGCAUCCACGGACCGCCCGAUGUGGUCUACGCCUCUGUGCUGUCUGUGGCGAUGGCCCUGUUCAUGGCAUUAAUGGUGGUGUGCAACCGAAACGGGUUCCACCAGGACUACAUGUGGAUGGUCAGCUAUCUUGUGAUUGGAGUGCUAAUUGUGGUGCAGGUAUUCGGGGUGUUGAUGGUGGCCCCCCGCAGCGCCUCGGAAGGGAUCUGGUGGUCCGUCUUCUUCAUAUACAUCAUCUAUACGUUGCUGCCUGUGCGGAUGAGGGCGGCAGUGCUCAGUGGAGGAACGUUGUCCUCCAUACACCUUCUCACCACGUGGAGGAUCAACCAGGAUGAUGAGUUCCUCUGGAAACAGCUAAGUGCCAACGUGCUGAUCUUCCUGUGCACCAACAUCAUCGGGAUCUGCACCCACUACCCAGCAGAGGUCUCGCAGAGACAGGCCUUUCAAGAGACACGAGGCUACAUCCAAGCUCGACUGCACCUGCAAAGAGAAAACCAGCAGCAGGAACGCCUGUUGCUUUCGGUUCUGCCAAGGCACGUUGCUAUGGAAAUGAAGGCUGACAUCAAUGCUAAGAAAGAAGACAUGAUGUUUCACAAAAUUUACAUCCAAAAACACGACAAUGUCAGUAUUCUGUUUGCAGACAUUGAAGGUUUCACGAGUCUAGCAUCGCAGUGCACUGCUCAAGAGCUGGUUAUGACUCUGAAUGAAUUGUUUGCCCGCUUUGACAAGCUGGCAUCGGAAAACCACUGCUUACGGAUUAAGAUCCUGGGGGAUUGUUAUUAUUGUGUGUCAGGGUUACCUGAGCCCAGAGCCGAUCACGCUCACUGCUGUGUGGAAAUGGGUGUGGACAUGAUUGAAGCCAUCUCGUUGGUGCGAGAGGUCACAGGGGUGAAUGUAAACAUGCGGGUCGGCAUUCACAGCGGUCGUGUGCACUGUGGAGUUCUUGGACUGCGGAAGUGGCAGUUUGACGUGUGGUCCAACGACGUCACGCUGGCUAAUCACAUGGAAGCUGGCGGCAAAGCCGGGAGAAUUCACAUCACUAAAGCCACUCUACAGUACCUGAAUGGAGACUAUGAGGUGGAACCAGGAUUUGGAGGGGAGAGAAAUGCCUAUUUGAAAGAAAACAGUAUUGAGACCUUCCUAGUACUGGGGUGCAGUCAGAAACGGAAAGAUGAGAAGGCAGUGAUGGCUAAAAUGCAGCGCACACGGACGAACUCCAAUGAGGGCCUGGUACCACGAUGGGUGCCUGACAGAUCCUUCUCCAGAACUAAAGACUCCAAAGUCUUCAGGCAGAUGGGUAUCGAUGAAACAUCCAGCAAAGACAACCGUGGUGCUCAGGAGGCCCUGAAUCCAGAGGACGAGGUGGAUGAGUUUUUGGGGCGUGCCAUUGAUGCUCGCAGUAUUGACCAGCUUCGAAAAGACCAUGUGAAGAAGUUCCUGCUCACCUUCCAAACCUCCAGCCUGGAGAAAAAGUAUUCUAAGAAGGUGGACGAUCGUUUUGGAGGUUACGUGGCCUGUACGCUGCUGGUCUUCUGUUUUAUCUCCUUCAUUCAGAUCGUCAUAUUCCCUCAUACUCUGGUCAUGCUGGGAAUUUACAUCAGUAUCUUCAUCAUUCUUGCCAACAUCCUCUUCAUUUGUGCCAUCUACUCUUGUGUGAAGCUCUUCCCGGCUGUCAUGCAGACGGUGUCCAAGAAGAUUGUUCAGUCUCGCACCAACAGCACAUUGGUGGGAGUUUUCACCCUCGUCCUCGUCUUCAUCUCUGCCUUUGUCAAUAUGUUUUCUUGUGAUACAGAGAAGCUGGUGGACUGUGUAGCAAAUCAGUUAAACUGGUCAUCGUCAGAGAUGGUAACUCCAUGCAUCAUUCACAACCUGUCUCGUUCUGCAGCAGAAGGCCUGGAUAUCUGUCCCAACAACACUCCCUCCUGCCCCUUUCCUGAGUAUUUCAGCUACAGCGUGCUGCUGACUCUGUUGGCGUGCUCGGUGUUCCUGCAGAUCAGCAGUAUAGGGAAACUGGCAUUAAUGCUGCUCAUUCAGCUCACCUUCCUGCUGCUCGUGGAGUGGCCAGAGGUGGCGCUGUUUGACAACGCAGAUCUCUUUGUAACUUCCAAUGCCCUCAUAUUCAAUGAAACCCUGCAGUGGUCCAAUCUCAAUGCAACUGCUGAUCAGUGUCCUUUCAGGGUGACAAAAGUGUCCCUAAAGGUCAUGACCCCUGUCAUCCUCACCGUCUUUGUACUGGCACUGUACCUACAUGCCCAGCAGGUGGAGUCUACAGCUCGUCUGGAUUUCCUCUGGAAACUUCAGGCCACAGAAGAGAAAGAGGAGAUGGAAGAGCUUCAAGCCUACAACCGCCGGCUCCUCCACAACAUUCUGCCUAAAGAUGUGGCUGCCCACUUUCUAGCCAUAGAGAGAAGAAACGACGAGCUCUACUAUCAGUCCUGCGAGUGCGUGGCCGUCAUGUUCGCCUCCAUCAGCAACUUUUCAGAGUUUUACGUGGAGCUGGAGGCAAACAACGAGGGAGUGGAGUGCCUGAGGCUUCUCAAUGAGAUCAUCGCCGAUUUUGAUGAGAUCAUCAGUGAGGAGAAAUACAGGCAGCUGGAGAAAAUCAAGACCAUCGGCAGCACCUACAUGGCCGCGUCCGGCCUCAACGACUCCACCUAUGACAAAGAAGGUCGUUCGCAUAUAACCGCCCUGGCGGACUACGCCAUGCACCUCCGCGAGCAGAUGAAAUACAUCAACGAGCAUUCCUUCAACAACUUCCAGAUGAAGAUUGGACUAAACAUAGGGCCAGUGGUCGCAGGAGUUAUUGGAGCCAGAAAACCCCAGUAUGAUAUUUGGGGAAACACAGUCAACGUGGCCAGUCGAAUGGACAGUACUGGGGUCCCAGACCGAAUUCAGGUGACCACAGAUCUGCACCAGGUGUUGGCCAGUAAAAGUUACCAGCUGGAGUGUCGAGGGGUCGUAAAAGUUAAGGGCAAGGGUGAGAUGACCACUUACUUCUUGAACGAUGGACCCCCCAACAGUUAGCAGCUCACUAGCAUUCCUUCAGAUGUUCACAGUUCUCCGGAGAGAAGGAUUGCUCGACGCAACCCGAAGUCAAACAAGUAGCCAUCGCUAUCACUUGAAAACAAACAAUAAAGAACCUCACAAAAAACAAACAGGACUCCAGACCGGAGAGCAGUCACGUAACGCGGCGGCCGUGGAUGUGGCCGCGCGCCUUGAAGGACGAUUGUUUCUGGUUUUAAGCCUCAGGCUCCUUGAAAGAUGCAAAGUCGGUUUAUUUAAUAAAGGCCUUUAAAUUCGCCGAAGAGAAACGCUGUACAUAUGGCAUUUUUCCCCGUUUUAUUUUUGUGUGACAUGUUUCCUCCGUUGUUUUUGUUUCAGGAAAAUAUAAAUACAGGUACUCAUGUUUUGUUCUGAAUUUCUUAUUUAUUUCAAUCUUGAUGUUUUCGUGCAAAAAGUCCUUUAUGGAAACGUGUGAAAACGCACACGCAUUUAUACCGUACGUAAACACGUACAAGCGUAUAUUUGUGUGCAAAUACAGUAUCUGUAUAAAUUAAGAAGAAAACUAUUGACCAAAGACCAAAGUAUUUAAUAGAAAGAAGAUGUUAAAACGUUUGUUGAAGUUUAAAUAUUAUGUAACACCCUCACCCCUUUUCUGUUUUACGUUUUAUUGUUUAAAGACGCAUUACACCAUUUGGCCCGCAAUCCGGGUGACUGGCAGGGCGUUGUGUUCUUGAUCAAAUGAAGGACUGAAGGAUUUCUGUUUUGAAUGAAGAUGAGAUCGGAUAAGUUGGGAAGUUUCUCUGGAUGGGUAUGCUUUUCAGGUCACGUCCUCGAGGGAGACUUCCCUUUCGUUUUGUGUUUUCCGUCAACCAUUUCUUCUUUUUCAAAGAAGUAUUUUUGGUACAAAAUGAAAUAAAAGGAAAAAAAGUUUUUUGGAAGCAUCUGGGGAAAAGCCACGGCAUUGGAAACCACGGUACGAGACAGUUUAUCAAGUUCCAAUUCAUUACAGAAGGACUUUUUUAAAAACGAAAGAAAUAUAUCUAUAAAUUAUGACUGAAUACUGUGCUUUGUAAUCUCGAAGGGGCGUAACUCUUUUCACUGUGAGGUUUAUAUGAUACGACAAGCUGCUUUCUUGCCAAACUAAAACAGCUCAAAAGCAUGUCUGAUUGUGGUAUCUUCUCUACAAUUUUUGUUUGUUUGUUCGUUUGACUCCCUGAAGUUUUAAUGUUUGAGUAUUUUGUCUCACCUCUGUAUCUAUUUUUUACAUUUUUAUUCCUGUUAUGGUUGUUCUGAUCUAUUCCAUUAUGAUUUCAUUCCAGCUGAAGAUAGGAAACAGUGACCUGAACUGAGACAUUUAAGCAAGUUGGUACUAACUGAUCAGCUGCAGUCAGUGACUUACGAAGACUAGUAUUCCCUCUUCGGCUUUAUUUCAGCGAGAAGCACUUUAAAUAGACAGUUCAGCCCAAAAAGGAAAAUUCUGUCAUUGUUUCUGUCGACCUUCAUGUUUUUCCAAACCUGUUUGACUUUCUUCUGUGUAACACAAAAGUAGAAAUGGUUUGCAGUUGUAAUGAAAAUAGACUGAAGCUUUUGAGCUUCAAAAUUAAUGCUUAGCACCAUUAAAAUGCGGUUCAUUCGAUUUGUAAGUUAUGUUCAUGUUCGGAAGCCAUAUCUUAAAAUUUUAAGUUAAUGUGUUGCAUUUAUGAAAGUUACGCAGGUUUGGACCAUGAGCAAUUUUAAUAGUCAAGUCACAUUUAUUACUACAGCACUUUUUACAAUGUUUCAUUUCUUUAAACCAAGAAAUUAUUAAAUAUAUACAGCAGGUAAUAUAAGUAUUGAAUACGUCACCAUUUUUCUCCGUUAAAGGAUUAGUCAUUUUCUUAAAAAAAUCCAGA
Messenger RNA from Paramisgurnus dabryanus, 5930 nucleotides. It is a transcript of the gene adcy6a, whose product is annotated as adenylate cyclase 6a. The record is from RefSeq and is a predicted model, not a curated record. Gene Ontology annotation, cellular component: plasma membrane. Gene Ontology annotation, biological process: adenylate cyclase-activating G protein-coupled receptor signaling pathway; intracellular signal transduction; cAMP biosynthetic process. Lineage: Eukaryota; Metazoa; Chordata; Actinopteri; Cypriniformes; Cobitidae. Gene Ontology annotation, molecular function: adenylate cyclase activity.